CUCAGACUUUACUCACAUUAUAACUCCAUUUGCUUCACCAUCAUACAGUACCUCAACUUCUACAGAAAUCAACAAUGAAGUCUCAGGUCACACUGUUGCUCAUCUGCAUGCUUUUCUCUAAAGCACUGUCUCUGACAUGUCAACAGUGUCUGCCAACUGCAACAUCUGCAACAUGCCAACCUACUCAGACAAUCUGUUCAAAUCAGUGUGUCACUUCAACCAUUGCUGUGUCCUCGAAUGGUGGAAAGAGUACAAAUAAUAUUCAGACAUGUGGAGCACCAGACCUCUGUGUAAAUGGAAGUCUGAAUAUGGGAUCACUGAAAUUCACCUCCAACAGUAAAUGCUGCAGUACUGAUCUCUGCAACACUGAAAAACUUCCAGAGCUUCCACAGCAGCCUUCCAAUGGUAGAAUGUGUUACACCUGUAAUAAUGACAAAUGCUCGGAAACAGUGAGCUGUACAGGAGAUGAAGAUCGUUGCAUCAGCGCAUCAGUUCAACAAGGGGGAAUUAGUGUGUCUUUUAAAGGAUGUGUGUCUGCAAGUGUCUGUGCUGCAAUUGGAUCAUUAAGCACACCAGGAAUCGGCUUUACUAAUUUUCAGUGCUGUGAGGGAAAUCUGUGUAACAGCGCUGAGAGCUUCACACUGAGUUUCCUUCCCAUGAUUGUUCCUCUGCUCUUUUCCAUCUUCUUCUACUGAGCUCAGAGUUGAUGCACCCUAUUUAAACCUUUAUCAACAUGAAAUUCAAAUCUGUUUUUGAAAAAUUUAUAUAGAGGUAAAAAUAUAAAGUGUGUUUUUGGUUGUGGCUUUUAUUUUUCGCUUUUGUUUGAAAAUCAACUGUCCAAAAAAUAUAGAAAAAGUUAAACUUAAAGCAGCAACAUUCAUUUAAUUUUAAUGAGAACUAAAUAAAAUGUUUUUAACUUAUAGUAGGCCCCUAAUUUAUUUUUUACUAUUGUUUAUAAUAAUCUCAGUUUUUAUUAUUAUUAAUAAUAUUGCUAAAUCUUGUAUUGUUAGAUAACUAAACUGAUGUGCAUGUUCAUUAAAUGUAUGUAAUAAAGGGAAA
This is a messenger RNA of Clarias gariepinus (North African catfish), 1059 nucleotides long. Its product is annotated as phospholipase A2 inhibitor and Ly6/PLAUR domain-containing protein-like. NCBI's taxonomy places the organism in Eukaryota, Metazoa, Chordata, Actinopteri, Siluriformes, Clariidae. The transcript has 5 exons. Bases 75 to 695 code for a protein of 206 amino acids. The record is from RefSeq and is a predicted model, not a curated record.